CAUCACGCAUUAAGUUUGUGCUAACACUUCAUUUGCUAAAUAUCUCCGGCGAACUUAAUAUCGAUACGAUGAAAUUGGACGGUCUUUAUAUACUAAUUUUUACGGUACUCGUACAAAAUGUCUUGUCGAUUCCGCAAAUAUCGAAAAGGGAUUUACAACUAGCUGGCACAUGUGAUCCAACGAUUUGCAAACCACCGAGUUGUAGAUGUGCUUCAACAACCUUGGAUGAUAAAGUUCCAAUUGCACAGAUUCCACAGCUCGUCAUGUUAACUUUCGACGAUGCAGUCACUGCUUUAAAUUAUGAAUAUGUGGAAGAAGCGAUAAACGGACGAGUCAAUCCUGAUGGAUGUCCGGCUGCAGCAACGUUUUUCGUAUCGCAUGAAUAUACCGAUUACUCCAAGGUCCAUAACUUGUGGGCAGAUGGACAUGAAAUCGCUCUACAUUCUAUCACACACAAUCAUAUGUCGGCACAUUGGAAAAAUGUUACCGUCGAUGAUUUGAUCGCUGAAUUCGGUGGUCAAAGAGAAAUGAUGGCUCACUUUGCUAAAAUUAACUACGACGAUAUCAAGGGAAUGCGUUUGCCGUUGUUCGAAUUGUCGGGCAAUACCAGUUUUGAAGCUAUGCUUAAAGUGGGUUUAGAAUACGACAGCUCAUGGCCGACACAACAUUUCAUUUCGCCUGGCCUAUGGCCCUACUCGCUAGAGUAUCAGUCGAUCCAAGAUUGCCCAAUUGGCAAAUGUCCUACAGCCUCAAUUCCAGGCGCUUGGGUAAGUCCUCUUCUGAAUUGGGUUGAUUCAGAAGGCUAUAAAUGUGCUAUGGUAGAUGCUUGCGGUUACUUACCUGGGGAGGACGUUGAAUCGCUUGUUGAAUGGAUGAUCAAAAACUUCGAGCAUAACUAUAACACAAACCGAGCUCCAUUCGGUGUAUAUAUCCACGCAGCCUGGUUCUUGAAAGGCGAAAACUACUUUGAGGCCUACAUGAAAUUCUUGGACUACAUGGACAGUCUCCCCGAUGUAUAUUUUGUAGGAACACAUCGUGCUCUGCAAUACGCUCGUAAUCCCAGAGCAGGAAAACCAUUCGACAAAUGUGAACCACUCCGAACUCCAUCGUGUGUACCAAAACUGUGCCAACUGGUGAAACAAACAACCAGAGAAGAACGCUGGAUGACAAGUUGCAGUCCAUGCCCAGCUGUUUAUCCAUGGUUGGGGAAUCCGUUAGGACAGAAUAUGUAAAGUGUUUUGUUGUUGAAUUUCAGUUGACACUCAAUAAAACAGAGGAAUGGGAUGCAUUAAAGUGAUUAAUGCUUCGUCGACUUGAAA
This is a messenger RNA of Bradysia coprophila, 1319 nucleotides long. RefSeq names its product chitin deacetylase 7-like. The record is from RefSeq and is a predicted model, not a curated record. Gene Ontology annotation, molecular function: hydrolase activity, acting on carbon-nitrogen (but not peptide) bonds. Gene Ontology annotation, biological process: carbohydrate metabolic process. NCBI's taxonomy places the organism in Eukaryota, Metazoa, Arthropoda, Insecta, Diptera, Sciaridae.